Pogoniulus pusillus (Red-fronted tinkerbird) is the source of this 2357-nucleotide messenger RNA. It is a transcript of the gene CRBN, whose product is annotated as cereblon. The transcript is spliced from 11 exons. Gene Ontology annotation, cellular component: Cul4A-RING E3 ubiquitin ligase complex. The record is from RefSeq and is a predicted model, not a curated record. Bases 121 to 1464 code for a protein of 447 amino acids. Gene Ontology annotation, biological process: protein ubiquitination. Lineage: Eukaryota; Metazoa; Chordata; Aves; Piciformes; Lybiidae.
CCCGCAGCGCUCCGGCUGCUGCCGCUAGGGGCCGCCGGGCCGCGGCUGCUGGGCUCCUCCUCCCGCCGCCCCCGCCCUCCGCCCCGGCGGCUUCCCAGGCUCCUCUCCGGGUAAACAGCGAUGGCCGCCGAGGAGGGAGGCGGCGAGCCCCAUAACAACAUGGGGAACCACCUCCAGCUGGUGCCCGUAGCAGAGAACGAGGAAGAGGAUGACAACGAAAUGGAAGUUGAAGAUCAAGACAGCAGAGAAGCUGAGAAGCCAAACAUCAUCAAUUUUGAUACCAGCUUGCCAACAUCACACGUGUACUUAGGCUCUGACAUGGAGGAGUUCCACGGCAGGACGGUGCACGACGACGACAGCUGCCAGGUGAUCCCGGUGCUGCCGCACGUGAUGGUGAUGCUGAUCCCUGGGCAGACCCUGCCCCUGCAGCUCUUCCGCCCGCAAGAGGUUAGCAUGGUGCGGAAUUUAAUUCAGAAAGACAGAACCUUUGCUGUCCUUGCAUACAGCAAUGCACGGGAGAGGGAAGCGCAUUUUGGAACCACGGCAGAGAUCUAUGCCUACAGAGAAGAGCAGGAAUAUGGAAUUGAAACAGUCAAAGUGAAAGCCAUAGGAAGACAGAGGUUCAAAGUGCUGGAAAUAAGAACCCAGUCAGAUGGAAUCCAGCAGGCCAAGGUCCAGAUCCUUCCUGAGCGAGUGCUGCCGUCAACCAUGUCAGCAGUGCAGCUGCAGUCCCUCAGCCGCUGCCACCUUUUCCUUUCUUCCAAGCCUACAUCCUGGCAGGACAGAGCCCUCCAUCAGUGGUGGCAGAAAUAUCAAAAGAGGAAGUUCCACUGCGCCAGUUUGACCUCUUGGCCUCCCUGGCUCUACUCCUUGUACGAUGCUGAAACCUUGAUGGAAAGAGUCAAGAGGCAGCUCCAUGAGUGGGAUGAAAAUCUUAAAGAUGAAUCUCUUCCAACCAACCCAAUAGAUUUCUCUUACAGGGUGGCUGCCUGCCUGCCCAUCGACGACGCCCUGCGCAUCCAGCUGCUGAAGAUCGGCAGCGCGGUGCAGCGGCUGCGCUGCGAGCUGGACAUCAUGAACAGGUGCACAUCCCUCUGCUGUAAGCAGUGCCAAGACACAGAAAUAACUACCAAGAAUGAAAUAUUCAGCUUGUCCCUGUGUGGCCCCAUGGCAGCAUAUGUGAAUCCUCAUGGCUACAUCCAUGAAACUCUUACUGUGUAUAAAGCCUGCAACCUGAACCUGAGUGGAAGGCCCUCGACAGAGCACAGCUGGUUUCCUGGGUAUGCCUGGACUAUAGCCCAGUGCAGAAUCUGUGGCAACCACAUGGGCUGGAAGUUCACAGCUACCAAGAAGGAUUUGUCCCCUCAGAAGUUCUGGGGCUUGACAAGAUCUGCUCUCCUGCCUCGUAUUCCAGAAGCAGAGGACGACUCCGGCCAGGAUCGAACCCCCCUGCUCUGCCUGUGAGCCAGCACAAGCUCUGGAGGUGACCAGGCAGCACUCCCACGUGUGUCUGCUCCAGUCUGCUGCUUCAUUAAACUUAAAAACCAGACCCCAAGCACCCCGCAGAAGACCCCAGCAAGCAGGGUUUGGAGUGCAUCCACCUCACUGCGGUUUUGAGGACGCUGAGAGCUGGAGGUUUGACCUUUGUGCUGACAGCUGAGGAGCAGAGGUGGCAGGGGACAUCAGGAGCUGCAGGAGGGAUUUCAGACUGGACUUGCUCCUUCCUUCUAUGACUGCUGUCAGCUUCCAGUGAAAGAAGGUGUUGGGGAAGGGAAAUCACUGAGAAACAGUUUAAUUUAUGCAAUAUCUGUAGGUAGACACCAACUCCUGGCUGUGGCAUAUUUCCCGUGGUCUACUCCUAGGGGGUUUUGCUGAGUACAUGGAGUACUUCACAUUUUAUCCUCCUGCUUUGUCUCAGAGGCUUGGCUGAAGAGAACUGCAACUCUGCAGUUGGUAAAAGGAGGAAUUCCUGGAAGCAUUGCACCAGAAGAUGCCCUUUGAGAAGUGCCCAUCUGAAGUAUUUGGUCCCUGCAAGUUGUCUGCUCUAUUGAAUCUGACUUUAGAAGUCUCAAAUGUUAAACUGUGUCUACAAAUCAUACUCCCACGAACCAACAUUGCCCUUUCCUCUUGAAUGUGCUUCUCUUUAAUCCUCCAAGCACCUCCUGUCAAGACCAUUUUCCCAGCAGUGGCCUGGGAGGAACUCCUUCAAAGUGUGGUUGCAUUUUCUUUUCCCACUGGUAUUUAUUUUAACACCUCCUUGUUUCCUUCCUUUUGCACUAGGAGCUCAGGAAGUGCCAGUUCCCAUUCUCACUCUUCCCAACAGCAAAGGUUUCCCUAUAAACCAGACAUUGAAGUCA